AUGUGGCGUGCAGCGCUCUCCCAAGCCAUUCGCCUAUCCUCAUCGAAGAAAGCCUCAAUCACGAGCGAUCUCGUCUCCAGACCUUCGAGGUUUUUUUCAACCAGCUCGUCCUCAUACACCAUUGUUGAUCACACAUAUGAUGCUGUGGUGGUUGGAGCUGGUGGAGCUGGGCUUAGAGCAGCUAUUGGACUCUCAGAACAUGGUUUCAAUACGGCUUGCAUCACGAAGCUCUUCCCCACUAGAUCUCAUACUGUUGCUGCGCAGGGUGGGAUUAAUGCAGCAUUGGGAAAUAUGAGUGAGGAUGACUGGAGAUGGCACAUGUAUGAUACAGUCAAAGGAAGCGAUUGGUUAGGUGAUCAGGACGCUAUUCAAUAUAUGUGUAGAGAGGCACCAAAGGCAGUCAUUGAACUUGAAAAUUAUGGUCUUCCAUUUUCUAGAACAGAAGAUGGGAAAAUAUAUCAGCGUGCUUUUGGAGGGCAAAGCUUGAAUUUUGGAAAAGGUGGCCAAGCCUAUCGCUGCGCCUGUGCUGCUGAUCGCACUGGCCAUGCAUUAUUACACACUCUUUAUGGCCAGGCAAUGAAGCAUAACACUCAGUUCUUCGUUGAAUAUUUUGCACUAGAUCUUCUUAUGGAUAGCAGCGGGUCCUGUCAAGGCGUGAUUGCACUGAACAUGGAGGAUGGAACACUUCAUCGAUUUAGUGCCAAAUCCACAAUUUUAGCCACUGGGGGCUAUGGAAGAGCUUACUUUUCUGCAACCUCUGCUCAUACAUGCACCGGAGAUGGUAAUGCUAUGGUAGCUCGUGCUGGUUUACCUCUUGAGGAUCUUGAAUUUGUACAGUUCCAUCCUACUGGCAUUUAUGGUGCUGGCUGUCUCAUUACUGAAGGAUCUCGGGGUGAAGGUGGCAUUCUUAGGAACAGUGAAGGUGAACGUUUCAUGGAACGUUAUGCUCCUACUGCAAAGGAUCUUGCUUCAAGGGAUGUUGUUUCAAGAUCUAUGACAAUGGAAAUUCGAGAAGGACGUGGUGUUGGACCACUAAAGGAUCAUAUUUAUCUACACCUGAAUCACCUACCUCCAGAGGUACUUAAGGAAAGGCUUCCUGGUAUAUCAGAAACUGCUGCAAUUUUUGCUGGGGUUGACGUCACCAAGGAGCCUAUUCCGGUGCUACCCACAGUACACUAUAAUAUGGGUGGAAUCCCCACUAACUACCAUGGGGAGGUAGUUCACAUUAAAGGCAGUGAUCCAGAUACAGUAGUUCCUGGUCUAUUGGCUGCGGGUGAGGCUGCCUGUGCAUCAGUUCAUGGAGCAAAUCGACUUGGUGCUAAUUCACUUCUUGACAUAGUUGUAUUUGGCAGAGCUUGUGCAAACAGAGUUGCAGAGAUUCAGAAGCCAGGCGAGAAACAGAGCCCUCUUGAAAGGGACGCUGGGGAGAGGACAAUUGCCUGGCUUGAUAAACUGAGAAAUUCCAAUGGCUCCUUGCCAACUUCAAAAAUUCGUCUCAAUAUGCAAAGAGUGAUGCAAAAUAAUGCUGCUGUAUUUAGAACUCAGGAGACAUUGGAAGAAGGUUGCAAAUUGAUUGACAAAGCGUGGGAGAGUUUUCAUGAUGUUAAAAUUAGUGAUCGAACCCUAAUAUGGAAUUCUGAUCUGAUAGAAACUCUAGAGCUAGAAAAUCUUUUGAUAAAUGCCUGUAUAACCAUGCAUUCUGCUGAAGCAAGGAAAGAAAGUAGAGGAGCUCAUGCUCGUGAAGAUUUUAGUAAAAGAGAUGAUGCUAAUUGGAUGAAACACUCACUUGGAUAUUGGGAGAAUGAAAAGGUUCGGCUGGCGUAUAGACCUGUUCAUAUGAAUACACUGGAUGAUGAAAUUGAACCAUUUCCACCAAAAGCUCGUGUUUACUGAAACAUCUUUUUUCUCCCUAUGAUUGUAAUUUUUAGCGUUUACGAUAACUUGAGCUAAUAAAAUUGUCUUAAUUUUAUAUUUUUCCAGAAGGAAAAUAAUUGAAAGUGCUAUCAAUGUUGGCAUAAAUGAUAUCCCUGUAUCUUUAAGCCAUGGAAACAAUAGAACUCGUAUUUUGAUAUGUAGUGUUUCCUGGCUAAAAACAGUUUAGGCUGCCAUUUUAAACAAUUAUUAAUUGCAUAUAAUGUAUAUCUCCAUGGUGCUUUCUUAGGUUA
Molecule: messenger RNA, 2165 nt
Organism: Dendrobium catenatum
Lineage: Eukaryota; Viridiplantae; Streptophyta; Magnoliopsida; Asparagales; Orchidaceae
Product: succinate dehydrogenase [ubiquinone] flavoprotein subunit, mitochondrial
Exons: 16
Coding region: 1-1893 (630 amino acids)
Biological process (GO): mitochondrial electron transport, succinate to ubiquinone; tricarboxylic acid cycle
Molecular function (GO): electron transfer activity; flavin adenine dinucleotide binding; succinate dehydrogenase (quinone) activity
Source: RefSeq, a predicted model, not a curated record